AGCAAAAGUAAUUUUCCUUUUUAAGUCAUCUACUAUAUAAUCUGUGGCAUCAUGAUACAGAAUAUAAAUUUAAGAGUUUUGGAACACACCGAAUUUUGUUUGAAGUCCUGUGUUUUGUAGUAUGUUAACUGUGGUUAGGAUCAUUGCUUCUGAGUUUUUAGGUACCUGAUACCUGAAUUUGUAUUUGAAAACAUGUGACACUGCAGUUGUACGCUGCUUUUGAUUUUCUUGUAUCCUGAUGGUUUUUGAAUUGUUGUUCUCUUUAACAAGUGGAUUCUAACUUGUUCAAGGAUUCAGGUCAAGUACCCUACAGCACAUGUGAGAAACAAUCUUUUCAGGUGUGAUUCAGUAAUCCUGCAAGCUGUUGUAUCUACCCCGAUAUUAGUUCAGUUUUCUUUAUUCUCUGUAAAAUGCCAGCAGAAUAGUGUUGCUGAGUAGAUUUGUUUGUUGCAUGGUGCAAUUUGAUUUUUAUUUGUUUGAGGGUGCAGGAUUAGGAGGUUGAGCUAGUAGCUUUUCCUGUAGUUCCUGCAGUACUUCACUACAUUCUAAACAUUUACAGAGCAUGUUAAGCAACAGGUGCCCGUUGAUUGAAAUGGUUGGAAUUGUUCAGUGAUGUCUUUCUAUUUAGAACUAAUACCUUUCAUUCCCUAUCUCCUCCAGGCUGAGGAAGGAGCUUGCAUUGCUAGCUUUUGUUCUUGUUCAUAACUUGAUCUGCAGUGUCAGUGCCCGGUCGUGUGAACUUCCCAUGGGCAACAAUCUCUCGGUGUGGUGAGGUCUGACCCUUUUAUUUCUUGGUGGGAGGCAAGUGGUGUGGUCCAUGCGGUGCCUCUGAAAGUCCAUUCUCUCAAUAUGCUCUAAAAUCUUCCACCUUAGCAGAUACUGGAGUGUUGUAGUGAUCUUUUGGAACAAGUAGGUAGAUAAUCCUGUGACAGGGCUAGAGUACUAAUUUGCUUUGUUAUUUUCUUGCAGCCUUUUUAGUCCUAUACAGAAGGACUUGUUUGAGUGUGAGUUGGUUUUUUUUGUCCCUGUAUUGCUUAAUUCUUUUUGGCCUUCCUGAUGCAGGGUCAUCCAGUUACAUGCCUGUUUUGUCAUGCAAGGGGCAGAAACAGCUGGAAAAACAGCAGCCUUCAUUUUCAGUCCCUUUUUAGCAGGGCUGGAUGGUAGCCAGCAGAGCUGCAUAUAAAAAAGCAGAAAUUGCUGCCACAUGUCAUGUUGUAGAAAUGAAUUGUUGCAGUUAAAAGUACCUUGCAAUACUGGUCUCAAGAAACACCUGUCUCACAGAUACAUCCUGAUUUACUGUAAAACAGUCCAGUGUGUAUAUGCAGAGGAAAAAUUAAAGAAGUAGGCAAUUUUCACUUUAAGUGUAAUGUACAUGCAGGUUGGAGAGAUGGGCUGUUAGACUUUCAGCUUGGCUAUAAUAAGAAGUGAGAGUAUUUUGGAAGUUCUCUUAAACAUCUGGAAAGACUUCUGUUUUAUGAGAGUUAAGUCUAGGUCUCACGUAAGAGGCUCCUUUUCAGCUUGUCUCCUGAUCCCUUGUUUUAUCAAAGUAUUAUUUAGCAAAUUAAGUACUUAAAUAUGUUACAUUAAAUGUAACUGUUACAAUGUUAUUGUUGCAUGGUGUAAAAUCUUGGGAAAGGGUUUCCAAAUGCAGCUGGAGAGUAUUCUUAAAACAUUUGUUUACAGAAAAAAACCUUGUACUUGUCAAGUAUUUCCUCUGAUACAAGGGAGCCAUGUAUAAUGUGACUAAACAGACGAAAAUUAGGAUUAGCUGCUUACCAGUAUUGAACCUGAUUUUCUGUCAUAGUGUUUUCCUGAAAUCAAGCUGAUGAUCUCUUUUUUUGGGGGGUGGUGUGGUAUCUUUUCAUUAUACUGAGAAGAAAAACAGAUGACCUUUAGUACUGGGUCAUAUAUGGUGGCAGCACAUCUAUAAAUACUCUGAUUAUCCAUGCAAUCAAGUAAUAUGCUUGCAAGGAAUGUGCAGUCAGCAUUUUCAGUUGUGUGAUUUGGGCAUGUAAUGAUGGACAGCACAAAAGGGAACUUGUGGAGGGGUAAUACCAUGUACAAAAAUUGUGAUCCAUGGACAAAAGCAGAAGUUGUAUAGUGUGACCUUUGGGUAGCAGGGGCCCAGAAUAGGUAAGCGAUGGCUGUGCAGAUAUUCUGAGCAGUGAAUUCAUUUUGGUAUCUACUUCACGCUAAAAUGAAUCCACUUAGUCUUACUUUUCAAUGAAGAUGGUUUGAAAAAAAGAUUAAUGAAAUGAAACCUGCAAUUUAAGAACCUAUGCAAAUUCCCUAAAGAACACACAAAAUUGCUCUGUAAGCACCAGAGUUCAAAGUGAGCAGUGCCUUUAUCUUGUCUUUGCAGGAAUUUCCACAGUAAAUGAGAAGAUGCACUGUGUAGCUCUGCGGGAUAGGAACAAACCAUGGAAGUAAUAUGUAAGAACUGUACAGAGCAGUGCUAAAGCAUGGCCUGUGUGCCUUUGCACUAGUGCCUCCCCUGCCGGCUCUGCCAGGGCCCGGCUUCAUGGAAGUGUAACCAUAGACAGGGCAAGAGCCCUGCUUCUGGGGGAGGAAAACGUGGGGCUGGGGGAGUCUUUUGUCUCUUUGAAAUUUUAGUGCAAAGCAGAGGCAAGUUCCUCCAGCCCAGAGUGGGGUUUUGUGGAGGGGGAGUGCCCCAUCCUGGAGCAGCAAGGAGAGGAGGGGAGAGCUGGGGCAAGGCUGACCACAGCGGCAGCAGCACAUAGCCUGUGCUGGAGCUCUCCAGUGCCACUGAAAUAGUUUCAUCUUGACUAUUUCUUACUUCCUUCGCUGCCUGCCUGUAUAAUCCUGACGGUGAAUUCCAGUCUCCCUUGCAGAGCUGCUUCUUGAUUCAGGCAGGGUAGCCUGAGCUGCCGUCAGAGGCUUUAUCAUCAGGAAAUGCCAAACCACCCUCACAGCACGUGAGGGCACUUUUUGAUGAGCGGUAUCAGUGUAAAUCCUGGCGGGCAGAAAUCCUGUACCCAGGCUGGUGGAAAAGCAGGGAGCGAGCAGGGCAUCACCACCACAGCUUUCUCCAGAAGCACAGUCUCCUUGUCAGUAUGGAUGCUGGGACAAACUGGGUUUCAGUUGCUGGCAGUCUGGUUUGAAGUCAAGUCAGUGGUGACUCGGUGAGUCAUUGCAGUGUAGACAUGGGCACUCAAUAUUUAGGAAAAAUGUGAUAGGAAGCAGGUGUGCUGGUUGGUUUCAGUGUUUUGUUGCAAGUUAAGUUGUUUCCUGGAGGAGGUGUUUGGAUAUAAUGUGUCCAGAAACGGAUGCUGCAGUGAACUGGAAGGUGCAUUCAUAACUGGUGGAAGACUAGUUUCAUUGAUUAUGAACUUUUUUGGACAAAGAAUGAUGCGUAGAAAGAAACACUGGGGCUGGGUGUUGUGGACUGACUCAGCACAAAAAAUUCUCUGAGAAAGAGCUACACAAUGUGCUGCUAUCAGAGAAGGUAAAUGUGGAGGGCAAAUCGCACCAAGAGUUGGGUGACAGCUGCCUGGCAGGGAAGGCGCUUUGCCACCUAAUGCAGACAUGAUGCUCUGAGGUCAGCAGCUGCUUUUAGUCUUUAAUUCCUCUGCAAAUGUUGACCAAAAAACCAAACGCCAAACUAACAAUCCCCUACAAAGUGAUACGUUUAAUCUUUUCUAAAAAUGCAUAAAAGUGAAAUUGAUGGAAGAGCUAAGAAGAAAUAAGGCUCAGACACAGUCAGGUUGCUACCUUAAAUAUGUAGUUACAUUCAAAAUUACAGAACAUCAGAAUUUUGCAGAAGAUGACAUUGCAGCACUGUCUUGUUUCCCCUCAUCACUUGAAUUUAAUCUAUUAACUUCCAUGGGAUACACAGAGAGCAUGCUGUCAGAUCUGGCAGCAGUAACAACAAUGACAAAACAAGCUUGAGGGAAUUUUUUUUAGUAUUUUUAACUAGAUUGUACUGGUGGUUAUUUAGCCGUUGUUUCUAUUUGAUACCUGCAAUUGGUUCAUAUUCAACUAAUUGUGCUAGUGACCUCUGCAGUCUAAUGAAGCUCCAAUCAGGGGCUCAGUCUAUACAUAAACAUAUACUCACUGGAUUAUCAAGUGCUCUUAAUGCAAGGCUGCCACAGAAAGUCCUCUGAAAUGAUAGUGAUUGCAUUGCAGAAUACACCAGCCAGAAUGAUAAUUGUGGUUCAUAAGCAGAGCAGAUUAAAUGUCUGCUCCCGGUAUUGACUGCCGCCUCACAGCUCUUCAGUUUUCACUUGAGGCAUUGGUGGUCUUCAGGAAAUCCCUUUACUGUUUACAGUUCCUGGGAGGGGGCAGACUUUGGUAUGCUGGGGUCAUUAAUCCUUGAAUCUUCUUUUUCCUUGAGUUUUACCUUUGGUCCUGUGGGGCUUGUAUUGGUUCAUCCUACAGAGCAUCCUGGAAGGCUGCUCUUUUCUGACCAACCAUUAGUGGGAGAAGACAAUUCUGUGACACUUCUGUAGUUCUUGCAAUUUUCUGUGUGGUUUUGGCAGGGUUAAUCAGGAUUCCUCUGUGUUGAAGGUGAAUAGAGGAGCUACCAAGUUCUAAUUACCGAGCACAACACAGGUAAGUGAGCAGUGCAGCCCUUGCUCUGUGUCAGCUCAGAUGUCUGCUUUCACUUUUUGAUCCAAACCAGGAAUGCUGCUAACAAAGAUCAGAUCGAGUAGAAGAUGCUGAAGUGAGGAUGUACAGCUGUUCAACCUCAUAGUAACUUCUAGGUACUUGGUAACAUACAAACAAAUCUGUUUUCAGUUGGAUUUCCAAAGGUUAGUAGGGAUUUUCAUAGCUGUCAUUAUUUGAGAGUUUGAGAGUGUAGCUCUGUAAUCCUCUCUGUCUGGGGAUGAAUUAUAAUUUAAGUUACAAGUACUUUUUAUGUCAGGCUGAACUGGAUAUAAUUAGAUCACAAAAGCUUUUUGUUGAAGCUAACUAGCAGUUCUUCAAGUGAACGUGCAGUUUUGAAUUCUUUCUUUAAGCGAGAAAUUUGACAACUUUUGGAAGACUUGAGGAAAUCUGAUGUUCUGUUUCAAAAUUUUUAACAGGAAAAUUUCUGUUAUCUAGCACGUGUUGUCCUUGGCUAGCUUAACUCCUUAUGCUUAACACUGGCUUUAGCUUAAAUCACAUACUGGUUUUUAAAUUUAUUUUUUAAUUUAAUUCUGGUAUUUACCCUUCUUGCCCAAUAAUUUGUAUAGAACAGCCACUCCCUGUUGCAGACCCAUUUUCUGACUAGAAAAUUGAUCUCUCUGCAGUCUCAUUUCUCAGGCAGUCUGGUAGAUUUAAUAGAGGGGUAACAUCUCCUGCAGUGUGAGUUCAUCUUCCUUAAUCACAAGUAGCCUGCUGACAUCUCAACUCUUAAUGCAGGUGAGGUGUUAUAAAGAACAGUGUUUUACUUGCUGGUCUCCAUGUAAAAAGCAGUAAUCUCUAGGAGUGUUGGGAAUGGUUCUCUCUUACUAUAGUUACAUUCUGUAUCACUGGUGAAUAUUGCUAUGUUACUUGUGGGUCUCCGGGGGAUGAUUUAGAGACAGUCCUUGAUUCCUUUGCUUUUUAUCUCCUUGCUUCCCAAUAACCUCUUUUCUGAUGCAUAGUGUGGCUGGUUGAAUCCAAAUGUAAAUUACUUUGGUAAAAGAAUUAGGUAAUUUCCCCUGUCAUCUUGUCUCUUGCAGCAGUAACACCCAAAGGGGUUUCUAACAAGAGUUCUCUCAGUUUCUUUAAUCGAAUGACUUUGAAAAUCUUCUCUUUGUGAAUUUCACUUUUUCAGACAAUUGAUGUUACAGCGCUGUUUUCAUGGUUUUACUUCCAUUUCUGAAAGCUUAACUGAAACAAAUUGACAAUCUGAGUGUCUUUAAAGGUAAUUUUGUGGUUAAAAUUUAUGUAUUCUGCACAUUCUUUUCCAUCAGUCAUCAGAAUGACCGUUUUCUGCUCUGGAAGACUUUUUUUCCCAUUCCUUUUGUGUAUUUUGCUCUAGAAGAGCAAGUGAUGUUAGACAAAUGCAAGGGACAAGAGUUUCAUGGGGUUUGUUUUUUAAAGGAAUUAAUAUUUUAAAAUGAAGAAAUUGGUAUCCCAUUUGCUGUCUUUAUGUAGAGAGAGAUUUGACUGCUUUUUUCUUUUUUUUUUUUUUUUUUACCUGCUCUCAUAUGACUGUUUGCAAAAACGUGAAAUUCAAGCCACUUGGAUUUCUCAUGCUUUGUGACUAAAGGCUGGGAUGUUGGGAACCAAGCAGUGUCCUAAGUGGUUCUUAGGAAGCACUUCCUGUAGCACAUAGCAACAGCAGUGUCUGCAAACUCCAGCAGUGUUUGGUGAAUUUUCACAGGUAUCUGGGGGCACCAGGCAUCAGUGGUGGGAAUCACUUGUCCUGCAGCAUCUUUGUCCUUGGCUGCAGCACAUGAAAAGCGUCAAGACUGAGUUUUCAGACUCGUGAGAAAAAUCAGCUAACCAUAUUGAGUUUUUACCUUUUGAAUCCACAACCACUUGUUCGCUGGACAGCAAGUGGGAAGCAAUGGGUAUGCAGCACUGAGCACUGAUUUUGCCAAGUCGCAUUUCAGUGAAGAAUUAUACUACUGUCUUGGCAUGCUCCAGUCUCUGUUGCAUGCUGAUUUUAAAGCCCUCAGCACUCAGAAGUCCUCCUCAAUGCUAUAUCUCAAGGAGCUUUCCUGGCUAUUGCUCAUCCUCAGAAGACACUGUGGUCCCACAGAUUUUGGUGUUACUCUUUAUCCCAGCAGUUCAAAUGAGGUUUGUCCUAAAGAAACACUGGGGAGUUGGACAUCCUGACUUUACAGAUUAGACUACACCUUGACUGAUAUCAGGCACUGGAAGAUUAAUCAAAUGAAGGGAAAAUACAGUCCCAAAAGCUUAUAAAGAAUCACAAACUGUCCUGCUGUAUUUAUUCCCAGUUAAAAUCCAAAAUGUCUCCCUCUUCCCUUCUGAUAGGGAUCCCAGCUCUGGUUUGCAUGGUACACCCAGGACUGUGUAGGAGCUGUUACAUUCCCCUUGGCGAGGUGGAGUGGAAGAGGAAGGGAAAAUCAUGACAAUUAAAAUCUCCCUCAGAGGGUAAAGUAGGGGCUAGUUUAAAAAAAGCUUUUUAUCUGAUAACUGAGCAGUCUCUGUCAAAAUGCUAACAUCUCUCUCUGUGGGACCAUCUCCAGUGCCCAGCUGAGUUACUCAGUCAAUUAUUCACCAAACGAGGGGCAAACUGCUCUCUUCCACCUUUGCUGUACAGCCCCAGGGAAUGCAUGCAGGGUGGGUGCUGGGAGAGGAGUAGGGGACUCUGAACUGAGAUUAGAUACAGUUGGAAAUACUCAGUUUGAGGGCACUGUCCUCCAGAGCCUUUGAAGAGAAAAACUGAGGCGACAGUCCAGGAGAAUGCAUCUCAGUAGCUGCUUGCUUGUUGUCCUUGAUCAUAACCAGCUCGUUUCUGUUAUCCCAGCCUGCCUUCUCUCGACAGCAGUGUUUAGCAUGUGCCUGAACUGCCUGACUCCCUUUUUGUGACUCCCUUUAUGUGGUUCCUAAGGUUGCUUAGCCUUUAGAGGCUGGAUUCAGCUUCUCUGUUGCAGGGCUACAAAUUAUUCACCAGGGAAGCUAGGAAAGCCCUGCACUUUCCAGUUAGGCUGAGGCUGGGACUGGCAUGCAGACUUUGCCUUUUCUGUGGUCACGUAAUGUGAUCACCUCUCUCAAUGAGCACUCUGUUUUUUGGGCUCUGCCGAGCCUUUAAGUCCGUACUGCAGGCUGGAAAUUUAUCUCACUUGGAAAAUAUUCUAUUGAAGAGUGGCAUUGAAAGGACAGUACGCUUUUCUGUGAAGUGUUCAGUUUUAUCCUUUUUUGCUGGAGGUAUUGACCAAACUGGAAUGAGAUGAGACAAGGAUUUGUUUUGUGUUCUUGUUGUUUGUGCAUUUGGUGGAGUAAUCUGAUAGGUUCAGCUCCUCACAUCUUUCUCUUGUGUGAGUCUCCCAGAAUUUAAGGAGAAGCACUGAAAAGGAGCUAAAAAAUGGGCGGAGAUGGUCUCUGAAGCUCCUUGAUUGGGAGUGGGGGGACUAAUGCUAAUAUGAUAUUCAGACAGAAUCCCUGUGAUAGGAGAGGGGUGGAAUUGCAUCUCCUGAAAAAUGUUCAGCAACAGCUUGUGGAGUAAGGAGUAAAACUUCUGUUGUAUUUAUGGGCUGUAAUUACCUUCCAAAGGAGGUGAGGGCAUUUUGGGGAGCUAUGUUUGUUCCUGUGUGAUGAGUCCAAAGUGUUUGUUUAUUAAUAAAGUUAUUUUUAUAAUAAAUCACUUAUUUAGUGACCUCUGCAGUGCUGACACAUGGCUAUGCAGGCACGAGUAGCAUCACUGUGGAGGUCCUACACAUGCUGAGCUUCUCUGCAUGUUUGUGCCAGCUUUCAGCAACAGUUCUGAAGUGCCACCUGUGGAACUGGUACACCUGGAGUCCAUCUAUAACUGAGAACUUGAGUAUUCUCAAUUUCUUAGCAAUUCUCAACCUUGCUUAAAAUGAGCGUCAAAUUCUCUUCCAAAAUGGACCUGACAAGUUUUUAGGACAGAUUUAUUUUCAUUUGAAUAAUUUAAAUUUGUUCGCAACAAUUAAUGUCAGUAUCAGCAUCGUUGCGCUCUGUGUUUAGUGAAGCUACAGAUGAAAUUAUGGCCUUCUGAGUAGCCGAUUCCUGUUUUGCCUACAAAAGGUAGUUUUGCCUACUCUGGAGUGGAUGUUGUUUGUCAGGCACUCUGUAAUGACACACAGGAACACACAAUCUUAAUGAGGAUGGCAGCUCAGCAAGAGGCUGGGGAUGUGCUUCAUGGGAUUCCUUUCUUUUGGAGUCCCUUUCUUCCAGUGUCUUUCAUCCUGCCUCACAAACAGGGAUCUAGGUUUGCAAGUCAAAGGAGAAAAAUUUUGUACUUCAAUGGUGCUGGCUUCUGUGAAGUGUAACUCACAGUAUGUGGUCAUACUUCAUACUGGACUGCUCAGGAUUAUUUAAGAGUUCUUUCCUUUUUGUUUUCCUCAGGCCUGAAAAGAGUGGAUGACCUAAUAUGGUGCUUUAUUUUGCACUGCUGUGUAUAGGCUGCCAGAACAUGAAGAAGGGUUUAAAUGAGUUUUUAAAAAACUGGUUUACUCUCAAACAUUACUUUUAAAGUUAUUUUCAGUAAGGUAUCUGAUUCUGAACUUACUAACUUGCAUAUUCUGUUGUAAUUGGGUUUUCCUGGUUAUCACAGUUGAUCCAGUGGUGACUCUGUUGAUACAUUUUCAGGAGGAAAAAAGGAAGAAAACAUUUGUGCACUCCUUGAAGGACAACUUUUUAUCUACCUUGCUAUUAUUUGCUUAUGAUUUAAUUCUCUCUAUGCAAAUGGCUAUGUAAACCUAUGUAAACGUUAUUUCAUAACGUUUAGCACCUAAUUCUGGCAUUCAGCCCUUGCCACUGAUUUCAGGUGAGGUGAUAUCCCUGCAUGUUUCAUUAAUUUCCAUAUCAAAUUCUUUCUAAGGCAUUAAUCCUGUAUUAUAAAAGCCUUUUCUCAGUUGAAUAUGUAUUGCACUAAACCCAAAUGCUAUAUUCAAACUACGGACUGAACUCACAGCAGCAAGGUACAAAGUACUGUAACAUUCUUCAAAAACCUGAUGCGUUUACCAGAUCUGCUUGGAUGGAAUUACAUGAAAGGUGUAGUCCGUCCACAAGUGUGUGUGCAUGCAAAUUUUUUCACUGUCUCAGCAAGUCUUGUCUAGUCCCACUGCUUAACAAGUACCACUGAACGGGAGUGUAUAAUUUUUUUAUAAUAAGCUCCAUUCACUUUAGUUUCCUCUGAAUUUUUCUUAAAAUAACCUCUAACAAGAUCAGUUGUGAAGAAUUUGGUAUGUAUUGUGUAUUUCUUAGUGCUAAAGAUUUUCGGCAGAAGAAGCUCUUGCUUCUGUCUUUUGAGUGAGAAAACAAAAUUGAAGAAAACAGGCUAAGCUGUGCUAUCCUCAGUGUUUUGAAUUCUUGCACCCUGAAUCCUGAACAGCAGGUCUUAACUGCCUUAAUACUCUUUUCAGAUGAGGGUAAUUUGAACAGGGCUAAUUUUUUCUCUGUGUCAGUCAGAAAAGACAACAGUUUGUGUUAAUAUGAUGAAGUUAAUUAACUAAAUUGCAUUAAUUAGUAGCGCUUCCGCUAUGGUGAUUGAUAUGAUUUCAAAAUCAGAGACUUCAAGGCUAGCUUUAGCUUUUCUUUACUGCUUUAGGACAUGUCCACUCCAUCACUGUGGAGAGCACUAGUUCUAACAACAAGCCUGUACAGGUAGAAUUCAGUUAUGAAAAAAAUGUUACAAAACCAGUAGCUAUUUAUUUGAAUAUUGAAAAGAACACCAGUCCUUUUACCAUAUGGACACUGUUUUGUAUGGUCUUAUUAACAUGAUAUAAGUGUAACCUUUUUUCUUUAAUUUGGUGUAACCCAAGAAAACUUCCACAGCUGGUGGAGGUCAAAAGGGCCAUUGCAUUGGGUUACGGAAAGCAAGGUGGUCAAUGUGGGGGGUGAGAGUGGCUGUGGGAGGCACAAGUACCUGCAUCCAACUAAACCAGAUGACAGAACUACUCUUAUUCCUGGGAGCCUAUCCUACAUCCUACUCAAAGCAGGGUCAGCUAUGGGGUCAGACCAGGUUGCUCUGGGCUUUUUUCAGUCAUAUCUUGGAAACUCCCCAAUACUGAAGACUGCACAACCACUACGGACAACCUGUUCCACUGCUGUCCUGUCCUUAAAGGCAAAAAGGUUUUCCUUACAGCCAGUCUGAACGUCUCCUGUUCCAGCUGAUGGCUGUUAACCUCUCAUCCUCUCACCACACACUGCUGUGCAGAGCCUGGCCCCAUCUUCCUAAGGGGCUGCUGUCAGGUCUCCCCAAAGCUAUUUCUUCUCCAGGUUCAACAAGACCUGUUCCCUCAGCCUUGGCUCACAGGACAAGUGUUCCAGCUCUGACCACCUUGGUGGCCCUCUGUUGAACUUGCUCCCAUUUAUAGAUGUCUUUUGUAUAUGAGGAGCCCCAAACUAGAUUUAGUUUUAACAAGCACCAUGUAGAGGUGGAUAAUAAUUUUCUUUGAUCUACUGGCUCUGCUCCUAUCAAUACAGCCAAGGACACUCUUGGCCUUCAUUGCUGUUUGAGUAAUAUAAGCCUCUUCAAUACUGAGGAGCCUUGUUAAAAGGCUUGCUUUCAUUCAAUACCAAAUAAGAAUUGAUUAAAAGUAUCAGCAGAAAGAGGUGAGUGGCUUUGUUCAGACAACUUUGUUUCUUGUUUCAUACUUAGAGAGCUUUAGUGAUCUUUUGGUUAUACAACCAUGAGUUAAAAAUUUGCUGAAUGAAGCACGAAUGUAUACAGAGAAGCUGAGGCUGGUGACAGCACGGUUUUCUUUAACCUGGUAAAAUUGCUGUGGUACUUGCACAAGAUUUUUCUUGGUAUCUGUUUUGGGUUUUUUUUAAAACAACAGAUCAGAGAUAUGUAGAUAUCUGCAUUUCUAAAACAGCAUCUAUCCAGAGUCACUCUGCUAAUUCCUUACUAUUUUAUAAAAACACUCCUGAGAAAACUGAAGUAAAGAGAUGCUAGUAGUGUGUGUCAUUAACGUGACUCAAACUGCUAACAAACCACCCUCAUUGGUGAGAAUACAGUGAAACCCUUAGGAAUAAUUAAUAUAUGAUGUGAAACAUUUUUUUUUCCCCUAGUAUACUUUAUCUUAUACUGAUGCAUCAGCAGUGAUUCAUGUUCCAUUCACUGGUGGUGGUGCACAGCUUCCCUGUAAGCAGCCUGAUUUGUACUGAAGCAGAAAGAUCUUUGAGCAAUGAAACAACUGAAACUGCAAUUGCUGUUUGUUUAGCAAACUCAGUCUGUUUUGAAAGCUGAAACACUGUCUGUUUGAAAAACUGAAAUAAACUGAACCUCUGUGAACUUUAUUCUGCUUUUCUAAAAAAAAUAAUAAAAAAAAAAUUGCGCUUUUUUUUUUUGUCUUUUAGCAAUUUUUUUUUCCCCCAGAUACUGGAUUUCUCUUUUGUGGGCUAUGGCCAGUUAUAUGCUGAGUUUCCAAGGUUGCAAAGUCCAUUGAAAUGAUGAUAUAUUUCCCUUGUUCCCAAGAAAAUAUUCAGCAAUCCUAGCCUGUCAUUCAGAUCACUUGCUUAGGUACUUCAUGGACUGCAUCAUUUACUUUUCCCCCUGCAAUAAUUCUCCUACAUUUUUCAACAUUCUGCAGGCACCUGCAUAUAUAUCAUUUCCAUUGGAGGCCGCACCUCAGUCUGUGACAUCCAACAACCCAGUGUUUUCACAAUAAGGGCUCUGCUAAACUGGCUUUUGACUCUUCUGUGAUACAGUGGAGGUGCUCAGUUGUUCUGUUUAUCCUCUAUCACUUCCUUUUGGAUGAAAUUUAGAUGAACUGAAACAUGAAAAGCGUGUUUAAUAGCGCCAAACCCAUGCAGAAAGAUAUGGGAACUGCAGGGUAACGUCCUCAAGUCCAAGCUAGGUGCUUUUUAGUCUGCAGUAUCCAAACUCCUCUGAGACCUCUUGUGGUGGUAAGGAUGCUGCUUUUAACUUCUAAACUUUUUUGUUGUUGCUUUUGUUUUCUUUUUCCACAUGCCUUAAAUUCCAGCCCAAUGAAAGGGUGCAGAAAUUUAUUUUCUAGCAUAGGGAACAUCUUUAAAGUUGAACAUCCAUUUAGGGACAGUGGAGGGAAAAGUGGCAGUGCACAUCCAUCAACAUCACGAGCUGCUCAGGCAGGUGUGAAGUUGCCCAUAUACCAUCAAAACUUUGUUCUCAGCUGAAUGAAAAAAAACUCCUUGCAGUGAGAUAUGUCCUGAAACAGGAUCUGAGGCUUGCUUCAGUCCACCUCAAUGUGUGGUGGUGGUUCCUGUCCACGCUGCAAGCCAGGGUCUGGGUCUGAGGGAAGCUGCAGCUCGCCAAGCUCUCUGACAGCUGCCUCUGUGGUGGGUGGGAUUUAGCUAAGUGUUGCCUGGGAGUGAGUUGGACAUAAUAGCUGUCAUGUGUCCUCUGAUUCAUGGUUUACUGGAAACCCUCUGCAGGGGGCUAUGUUUUCUUUUGAAUAGCUCUGUGGGUGGUGUUCCUCUGAAAGACUAGCACAUGACUUUCCGUGGCUGGGGUAAAUGUGAGCUGAAGCUAAGGAGUGUGCGAAGAGGUGAAUUUUGGUCCAUUCUGGGGAGGAGAGGCAUGACCACAGGUAUAUCUUACUCCCAUAACUGUAGCUUUAUAUUGUGUACUUUCUGUGACUGCCUUUUGUGUGACAGCACAUUUCCAGGCAGAGAAGUCAGCCCUGGGAAUAUUGCAGCCAUUGGAGCUGACCUUUAGCUGAACAGGCACAGGAACACACAACUGCAUGAUGGUUUUAUAUAAGCCUUUUGCUGUAUAGGUAAGUACCUAACUGACACCCAGUAACGCUUUCUGCUUAGAACAAAGGUUUGACAUUAAAGAGUUGUUUGGAUGGUCUGAGAUUUAUUGCAGAAGAGAGGACAAGGCCAGGAGCAAGGAAAAGGCAGGUCUGUUUCAGUGGAGAAAUGCCAGGGUUGUGAAGUGACUUUUUUGGACCAGGCCAAGUGGAAAAGACAUACUUGUGUCGAAUUCCAGUAGUGGUGGAUGGCAGCACCUGCAGACAGUGAAAGGUGCCAGAGAUGUUGCCUGUGACUUGUUUAUUCUUGUUCUGUUGUUUGGCUCCAUGGGCUAGUCAUUGACAGUUUUGCAACUUGCCUGGGACUGUUUCAUUUUGUGUUCUUUUCAUUUCCCUGCAAUGAAGCUUUUGAAUCAAUUUGUCUUUCAUAAUCAAGCCUGACACUGAAUGCUGCAAUGACUAAAGAUGAUAUUCCUUGCUCUCAGCUGUGCUGGUUAUGUUCAGUGCCAUAUGUGAAUUGACUUAAAAGCUAUCAGCAUGCUAAAAGUAUGUGAAAAAAAAUUAUCUUGAGUGCUUUUGCUUAUAGUUCAAUUUCUCUGCCAGCUAUGCAGUGAGCAGCAGGAAUGCCCCAAGGCAGGUGUGUUUGUAUGUUUUUGCUUGUUGGCUGCUUUGCCAGCCAUUGGAGGUGAAACACAGAUCUCCACUGGACAUCUUGCCUGCUAAUCUUCAAGCAAACAGAAGUGCUCUUUUCUUUUAAACAGUCUGCUGCGUGCUUGCUCAUGUGUUCAGUCAGGAUCUUUGGAGCUUGAAACCUCCUCCCAAGAUGUACGUGGAGCAUUCAAGUGGACAAGUCAGUGCCCUCACUAAGUGUUGAAAAGGUUGAUCUCUCCGAAGAUCAGUAAAUGGUAAAAACUUUCCCACUGUGCUUGGCUUAAGGAAAACUACCACACUGAACGUGCCGGUGUCUGCUGUGUAACUUGUUCCUAUCUGGGGGCUUGAACCGAGAUUGCAGAAGAGAGCUCUUGCCUUUCUUCUUGAAUCUUGCUUUGUUUUUACCAUAUCUGCCUGUGAUGGGUUUUUUUAUUGCUAAUGAAAGAAAAGAGAGCCCUAAGAUUAGAGUAAGGAUUUAAUGGCUCUUGGCUAGGAACAUCAAAAAGCCUUUACAGGUCAUAUUUCUAGAAGUUCAUAACACUUGCAGUUGGGACUAGACUUUUGGAUAUUGUUGGGAAGGCAGAAAAAGUGGGUUUUGUUGGGGUUUAUUUUUUUACAAGUUGCAUGGCAUCAUCCUCUGUUUGUAAAAAAAACCAACAAAACAAACAAAACCACCCAAAAGCCAAGAAAACCCAGACAAACAAAAAAACCCGACCAAAACCAGCAACUGAGUUCAAACGGAGGACAUUAUUUGCCUAAUUGUCCUGAUCUGGAAGUGUCUGUUCUGGCAGGAAUCAGUAGGGACAGAAAUCUGACAUGUUGGUGUGUUUGUAGCUUCUUCUUUAAUGUUAACUGAAGAAGUGUCAGUGACCUUCACUGACACUUAAUUGUUUCAUUUCUCUCUUUGAGUGCUGUACAAAAUAAACAACAGAAAGAUACCGUCUGCUGUUCCUGACAGCUUUUGUUUCAGUAUCAGAUUUAAACAUGUUACGAGAUUUGACAGUUUUAACGCAAUUGAACUGUUUACUCUUUGCUUUAGUAAAAGGAUGUUCCUGAAAACAGGAUCUAGUAUGCAAUAUUUGUGCCAAAAUAAAGCUUCCCUGUUAUAUACUUAAAACUGAAAAUGUUUUAAUGAUCUUAAUUCUGUAUUUGUAAGCUAUAUAGCAUAUUCAUCCUUUAGCAAGGAAACAUCUCAUAAAAUCUUCAUUAAUGUUCAAAAAGUGUUUUGCUACAGUUCCCAACUUGAUACAAUGAUCUUGUUAACUUUUUGUUCCUUAAAAUGUUUCAUCCGUAAUUAUAAAAUGUAAUUUUUGCUAUAAAAUGCCAACACGAUGUGCUCGAGUCUAUAGAAAGCAGAAGCCUUGCAGUACUAGCACAACUACUGCCAUAUGGCUUUCCUGGUGCAUUUCUGCAAAAAGUGAAGUACAUCAAAUGUGCUAGGGCUCUCAUGCAAAGAGCCACAGGACCUGUGGGAUCUUUUCUAUGUUCAGCUUAAUAAGCAUAAAAAGCAAUUCCAAGAUAGAUCUUUCCAUCUACAAAACAGAAAAGUGAAUCUUGUUUCCACAUGCUGUGUCUUCUCUGUCUCUACAGAUUUAAGUGGAAUCAUAUAAGGGAGUUUAUUCUUGGUUUGCAUUUGUGUUUUUCUUCCCUGGAAUUAAUUUAUUGUUAACCCUUUAUUGUUAUAUAAAGUGAUUACCCAAACUUUUAAGAAGUAAAUGGAGUGCUAUUGUAAUAAAAUGCCUCUGUUCACUUCCCCAGAACUAGCCAGAUUUUUACCUGGGCAAAACUUUUAUUGUAUGUGAUUUUUCUUAGAGCCAGAAGAUGCAAAAAUUCUGCAAUUGUUAAACAACUCAGUGAAAAAUGAUAAAGUUCACAUUACAGAGAUGGAACAAGAAAUCACUUUGUACUAGUCAAGAAUACCCAGAGGCUUUACUGUGCGCUGUUUUAUUAUCUGAUGCUCACAUUACAGAUGACUUCCCCACACUGUGACUGACAGGUGCUCCAAAAGGGUAUUCUGGGGUUUCAGGUGUCCAGGUAAUGAGCAGUUUGAAUAGAUAGGUAAACCAAACUGAAGGAUAAUAAUACAGGAGUACUGGCAAGAUGCCUAGAUUGGCAUUGGGGAUAAUAAUACAUGAGUACUGGCAAGCUGCCUAGAUUGGCAUUGGUAAAUAUGAUUCCGCAAGAGCUGCAGAGUGUGAAAUGGGAACUGUGCUGUAUUUAAACAAUCAAGAGGAUUAGCUGGAGUUCCAUGACUUCUGACAGGUACCCUGCACACAGGCAUAAACAAGUCCUUCCUAAAAACUAUGAGGAAACCAGGAAGAUGAUUCUCAUCAGACAAUUUACGUAGAAUAGGGAAGGGGGCAGAGGAUUUUGCAGUCUUUUUUGAGCUGUUAAGGGACAGAUACCGAAGAGCUUUAACAAGCACAGCAUCUUGGUGAUUUUGCAUCAGGCCUAUAAGACAGUUUGCAGAAAUCCUUAACACUGCUCCCUGUGCAAAUCUAAGGGAUGCAGCUUUUAUGUAUUUCUAUCAAAAUUAGGAGAACAUCCAAAGCACAACUGCAUCAGUUAUUUAGCUAUGGCAUGUAAAUAAAAAAAUUUUUAAUAAGAAAUGGAUAGACACCUGUAGGGUGCUGCCUGGGCUUUUUCCCACAUUGCUUAUCAAGGUUGCCAAUGAUCUAAUUCUUGCUUUCACUAUUUCAGAUUUUAUUUCAAAGUCAGGAGGGAAUGGUAUCUAAUAUUCAUGUUGUUAGCAUGCACACACUCUGGCAUUAUUAUCUGCAAUGAUAAUUUUAAACAGAUUUGUGUUUUAGUGUUGUUGGUUUUUUUCCCUUCAGGAUCAAGCUAGCUUUUGCUUAAUGCUUUGCUUAAAAUGUUAUUCUGAAAGGGCCUUCCCCAAAUGGAGACAUGGGAUUUGAGGUUGCGAGACAGAUGCAGACAAUGAUAGCAAGAGAAUAAUAAUAAUAACAAAGAUAAUUAAAACAUUUUGAUUAUUCUUGGUGGUUUACUCCUUAGCAGUUUGGUGCUCUGCAGGAGUAAAUGGUAAAACUGGUAGUGGCACAGCAGAGACUUUAGACAGCAAACUGUUUGCAAGAGUUAUUACUAAAUGCUGAUGGUCUUUUCCCAUACAAAAAGAAAGCUUGCAAUGGCUUCUGCACCUGCAAGGAGUAUCCUAGCAACAUCACUGAGGAAACUGUAUGCCAGGAUUUCUUUUCUGAGUGCUUUUUGUUGAACAUAGCAGGAGUUGUAAAACAAAGGUCAAGAGCAAUUUAAGCUCUUCAAAAUGCUGUUGCUUAAUUCAUUCACUCAGAUAAAUGUUUGUAUUGCAGUUUUCUACCUAAAGGAUAAAUAUCAGGUUACAGAGUCAUCCAACAGAUUAUCCAAUUGCAGUUUAGUUAAACGUGAAUAUCACAUAAUCUAAAAUGUCACUUCUUACUUGGGGGAAAAUUACUGUUAGCAUUUAACACUAGGUUUUGCCUUGUGAAGUAACCAGGAGUCCCAGCUGCCUUCUGCCUGCUCUGGCACUGAGGAUACCCAGGGGCUUUCUGCGCUACACAGAACAAGGAAGCACAGAAUAUCACCAGGCAGUGGGAACAGACGAUCAGUCUAAGCAAAAAGAAAGAAGAAAGUUUUUUUUUCUCUGAGAAGGUGUAUGCGGUCAUUGUCUUAUUGUACGCACGCAGAGACCUCAGGUGAGUCCCUGCUUUGUGCUUUGUCAUCCACUUUCAGGGAAAAUACUUAUUUCAGGUUUUCCUACAUCAUUCACUGGUACCACGUCAGAAGUACUUGCUGGGCUUCCUCUUACUGGUCUUGCUGUCUUGGAAAGGGGAGAGAGAGCAGUGUUUAUUUUUGUGUUUUAUGGAUGGAGGAGUUGAGGUGAAGGACUAAGACCCUUUUCAGCCCCCUGGCCUGGGGCUGUAGAGUUACUGAGGAACCUGGACCACACUCUCAGCCCCUCUGAGCUUCUAUUUUCAUCAUGCAUAACAGGGACAAUGUUAAUAUCUCUCACCAGGGGAGAUGGUGAUGGUAGCCUAAAAAAUGCAUGCAGUUGUAACAAGAGUUUUUGCCCUCUGCCCAGUCUAGUAGAUAAUCUCUAGUUCUAAAGCCCAGUCUAAAAAUGGAAUUUUUACCAUUUCUAUUUAAAUUUAUGUGCUAGACAAGGGACAAAGUUUGUUGCUGGUCUUUCCUCCCCUCCCCUGCAUUCUGAGACUCAGUGAAAAGACAUUGUACCUAGAUUAUUGGAUGUUGACCUUUUCCAUUAACUGCUUGGAGAAAAACAGGUUCUGCAUGGUUUCAUAUGUAAACAGUCAUCUAAAAAGUCAGCAGUCAUCAGACAUAACUUUCGUCUCAGCUCCCUGUUUAUUAAGCUAAAUGAUGGUUUAAGCUGGAAUUUAAUACCAAACAAACUAAUGUGCUUAAGGUAACCUUCUGUUUCCUUUAUUACAAAGGCACUUGAAAAGUGCUAGUGCAAUUUCCCUUCUCUGAGAAAUAUUUCCAAGUAAUUUGCCAAAGAAAAUUAGCUGAGGAUAAGGUGCUUGUUCCAAGGCAACACAAGAUCUUUUCAGUGAAAAACUGUCACAGCAAAACACUAUUCCAUUCAAACAAUCUUUUUUUUUUCUUUUCUUUUUCUUUUCCCCCUGGUCUUCAGGUGAUGUGAAUCCCUGUUCUCAUGAAUCCCCUCUCACAGUCACACUCUAUUCCUCUGGCAGAAGGAAUAUGCCGUACCAUAUCAGACAUGAAUGCAGAUCAUGCGAUGGUCACACAGGAAACUUUAAUGGAGCAGUUAGUGAAAAACUAUCCAGGCAUUCCAGUUCCCUCCCACAAAAUCUUAUAUAAUAUCCUUGGCACUCUAAUUAAAGAAAGGAAAAUCUAUCAUACGGGAGAAGGAUACUUCAUUGUGACUCCCAACACAUACUUUAUCACAAAUGAUGCCACAGAAGACAAUAGAAGGGUCCCACUGGAGGACAGCUGUUCCUGUUCAUCACCUUCUCUCACUUACCUGGUAAACAUUGAGCGCUAUGCAGACCUAGUGAAAGAAAACAUUCCUGCGGUAUCCCGUUACAGAUCCUGCCAUUGUUUCCCUGACCAGAGUAUGCUCUGUGAACAAAGACAACAGCAGCCAAUGAACCAUGAACCUAAUGGAGGAGGUAAAAAAGGCUGCAGUGAAUUGAAGCUUUCAAUUCAAACUCAAGGCAUUUCCACAUCUGCUGAAAACCAUUCCUGGGACACCAUAAAAUCGGUGACAUCUGUGAAAGAGAAACUGAAAAGCAAAAGGUUUGGUUUUGGCCUUUUCUGGAGAAGCACUUCAAAAAAAGAAAAACAUAAGAAGCAGUACUCGACUUUUUCAGCCCAGUUUCCUCCCAAGGAGUGGCCAGUCAGGGAUGAAGAUGAUUUAGAUAAUAUUCCACGUGAUAUUGAGCAUGAAAUUGUCAAGCGUAUUAACCCUGCCCUUACAGUUGAUAAUCUGAUUAAACACACAAUAUUUAUGCAGAAGUUUGAGGAGCAGAAAAAGUAUAUCAGUAAGGGUACCUUGGCUGAAGUGUCAGUAGUCAGGCAAAACCAUCUUUCAAAGGAUUGUAUUCAAAAGACACAAAGUAAAACAGCAAAACACACGAGGAAAACCAAAUCAAAGAAAGAGAAGCAGAUUAGCAGAAGCAACAGGAAAUCUCACAUACAUGAGCUAACAUCCCAAAAUGAGAAGCUGGAAGAGAACCUUUCACUGCCUACCAGAAACCAACAGUCAUCCAAUGUAGCCAUGGAAUCCUGUGUCAUAUAUAAAAGACAAAUUAAGAACCCUUUUCAAGGUAUGUCAUGGAGACGCAACUUUUAUGUGAAAGGGUACAAAGGUACAAUUAACAGUCAGCUGAAGUCCCGGAUUCGAAAGCAAGAAAGGGCUUUACAAAGGCCGCAGUCCUUGGACUCCUCAAAACCCUUUGACUAUGAAACUGAACAGCUGGCCACUGAAACACAGGCUGUGAAAGCUAAGCAAAACAAGCUACUCCAUGCUAAUAGGUCUUCCCUCCAACUAAAGAAAGACAGUUUAAGUGAAAACUUUAGUUACCUGCAAGGCAGUACUUUGCAAAUAGAUAAUAAAAGUAAAUACUUUCUGGAGAGUAAUAUUUCUGAAGAAAACAUAGAAAGAAGAAGAGUAAAAAAAAAUCCUGGGGAUGUUAAAAAAUCUCCUUGCUCCUACACUGAAGAUAACAAUGUGUGCAAGGAAGAUGCAAAAUUUGUGUUACAUCUGAAAGAUGAGUAUUGCAGGUGCAAAGCUGACACUGCAUGUGAGUUAUUGGACCAAACAGCAAAUGAAUUUCAAAAUGUCAGUCUUUCAAAUUAUACAGCCAAUAUUAACCCGGUAAAAACAAUUGGUGUGAAACACAGACAAAAGACUGUUAAAAAGAGUGAACUUGUAUUUAAAUACGACUGUGCCAGCCAUUCUGGAUCAAUAAAGCUUGAAAGUGAAGGAUUUACUGGUAACUGCCAUCUUCUGUACCAAAAAGCACAUGAUGGUGACACCUGUAACUCAUUACACCUGGAUGACAAUUUUGAAAGCAAUGAACCUUGUCACCUGCCUCCUGGCCAUGCUUUUUCAGAAACAAGAGCCUGCAGUAAAGCUGUGCAAAAGCUGGGAACAGCUAUGUCCCUAAAAAACUGUAAUAUGGCUAACGCUUACCCUGCCCAGUACAACGCAACUGUAAACAAACAUGACUCUGGAGAGCAUGGAUGUAAGGAAAGUGCUAGUUUUGCAGAAUCAAUAGAUGGGUCAAAAGAGUAUCCAAGAGAUUUUACAGAAGAAAGUUGUUUGUGCAGUCAGGUUCUUGCAAUAGGUCACAGAGAGGAAGAAGAAACUAGCCUUGCUGAAUGUACGAAGGCUUCAACUGUAGCAGAUUUCUGCCACGCUAAUGAGGCUGACUCAGAUGCUGAUGCUUUGCAGGUCUUCAGCUAUGACAUAGAAGUAGCGGCAUGCUGUGCUUUGCACUCACAGGCCAAAGAAUUGAGCAACCCUCUGGGAAAAAAACGUCUGUUUUUGAAGGAUGCAUGUACUAUGAUAUCAGGACAGAACUCAGAAGGGACUGAAAACCACAGCAUUACAGGAGACAGUGGAAUUGACUCCCCAAGGUGGACUGAAAGGAAGAUGAAGCUUCCUGCCAAAUUCUAAAAGCAUAAAUACUAAUGCAAAGAGGAGGACAAAGUGGAAGGACGCUCACAAGAAAAUUCCUUGCCUUAGCUUACUCUGGUUGUGAAUAUUUGAUUAUUUUUUUAAAUAGGCUUUGUAAACUUUCCCUUUGUAAUAAUGGAAUCGGACUGUAAAUGCGAUCAAGUCACAUCCAUGAGGCUGUGUCUACAUCAAAGUUGUUAGUUAAAACUUUUGACCAUAGGCUUUGGAGAGCUAAUGUGUAUUUCUGUUGAUUUCAUCUUUGAUUAGUUUUUGCACCCCUGUGAUAAUAAAAAUAAGAACUGGUAUGCUUCGUUCGGAUCACACCAUUAACCUGGAAAGGCUACGUGCUGCUCUGAUAGGAACUGUAUCAGCUGGACAGGACUGUUUUACACUGUAAUUCUUGGAAGUGUUUCCGACUUGUGCCACAGAAAUAACUGCAUGCUCCACCUCCCCUGUCAGAACACAAAGCAAAUAAACUAGAUUAGCACGCACCUUGUUGCUACGAAAAUUCCUUGAAUCCCAAGGUUCUCUCACUGCGUCCUGGAGAAAUCUCAGCUAGAUCUACUUGGCGUGUUUAUACCUGGCAAGCAGGAUUUGGUCUUUGCAAAUGAAAACGUGCAAGAGGCAACAGGUAAGGGGUCAGGGGCAUGGAGAGACCCCACCGCGGGCCGGCCGGCUCCUGCCCUGCUCCAGCCCGCCCCUCUCUUUGUCUGAAGGAAUCAACGUGUGGCAGCCGUCGGGAUCACUUUACAGCUUUUAAUUCAGAAGACUGAUUUUGACUUUUUAACCCUGAUUUAUUCCUAUAGCUAAAAGCAGAGCGCUGGUUUCAUGCCAAUAGUCACCACAGGCUUGGGGUCCUUUGAGAUCUUUGAGGCGCUCGGUCACACUGCUGUGACUGCCUCGGGCUCUUUCACUGCCCAAAACUUGUCUCCAGGGGUGGCGGAGACAGGAGGCUAAAGCUGUAGUUAAAGUCAUAGAAAAUUUACUUCAGGGAAGGUGCCUCUGGCUGUGAGGAGGCGGAAGGAGAGGCGGUGGCUGGGGCCGGGCCUCGCAGCGCUCUCUCCCGCCCGCCGCGCUCCGCUCCCGUCACGCCGGUACCGGGGCUCCCCCUCUCAGGCUGCUCCGGUAGCUCCCCGCCCUCAGCGCCUCACGCUGCCGCCGCCUGCCAGCGUUUCCGCUGGGCUAACAAACUCCUCCCAGGGUCUCACCGCGCCAAGGCGGCACGGCAAGCGUCGGCCCUGGCGGGAAGCUGGGGACUGAGGCGCGGCCCUCCCCCCCGCCAUGGCGGACGCCUCGCGGCGAAGGCGCGCGGCGCACCACGAGCCGUGCGG
Falco peregrinus (peregrine falcon) is the source of this 22460-nucleotide messenger RNA. RefSeq names its product storkhead box 1 (gene STOX1). The transcript has 4 exons. Lineage: Eukaryota; Metazoa; Chordata; Aves; Falconiformes; Falconidae. Gene Ontology annotation, cellular component: cytoplasm; nucleus. Gene Ontology annotation, biological process: positive regulation of transcription by RNA polymerase II. Gene Ontology annotation, molecular function: RNA polymerase II transcription regulatory region sequence-specific DNA binding; DNA-binding transcription activator activity, RNA polymerase II-specific. The coding region runs from base 18640 to 21129 and encodes 829 amino acids. The record is from RefSeq and is a predicted model, not a curated record.